CUGCAGUUUCUAUCUUUCACUAUGCAUUAAAGUUCCCGACGACCCGGGGAGAAGGGACCCACUUCGGAGAUCAAAGAGAAGCUCGACAACUUGUCACGUUUAUCCCAUCCAAUGGAGUUCAUUCAACUUCGAUGGGUAAUAAUGAAGCCUCCCCCCAGCAGCACUCUUCAGACGAAGUGGUAAUCGAAGAACCAAUAAAUCACGACGGCGAUCCUUCCACCUCGGAUCCUUUAACCGAAGACCGAGGUCGCCGACCCGGAAAAGAACCACUUCUUGAAGAAGACGAGUUGGACCCCAGAGCAUUGUUUAAAGAAAAAAGUAGAGUUGAUCGAGCCGAACCUGGAGAAGACGUGGAAUUGGUCUAUAUUGAUGAACCGGUCUUCCACAAGUCGUUGCGCGUCGGAAGUCAUCUCCAGGAACCACUUCGGUCAGAACUUAUCUCGUUCCUCAAACAGAAUUCUGAUGUUUUUGCCUGGAAGCACGAGGAUAUGAAGGGCAUCGACCCCGGUGUCGCUAGCCACAAACUGAACCUCGAUCGAACAGUCCGGCCUGUUGUGCAAAAGAGAAGGAAAUUGGGGCCGGAUCGUCAGAAGGCAUUGGAAGAAGAAGUCGAAAAACUCAUCGACAAUAAGUUCAUCAAGGAAGCCAAAUACCCGACGUGGGUCUCAAAUCCAGUUCUUGUCAAAAAGAGUAACGGGUUGUGGAGAUUGUGUAUUGAUUUUUCCGAUCUCAACAAGGCGUGCCCAAAAGAAAGCUAUCCACUUCCCCAUAUAGAUUAUAUGGUUGAUGCCACGUCGGGACAUGAGUUGAUGAGUUUCAUGGACGCUUACUCCGGCUACAAUCAGAUUCCUAUGGAUCCCGAGGACUCUGAACACACUUCAUUCUAUUCGGCCCGAGGUCUGUAUUGUUAUACUAUGAUGCCGUUCGGAUUAAAGAACGCCGGAGCUACAUAUCAACGUCUUGUCAACAAAAUGUUCGCUACACUGAUCGGUCACACUAUGGAAGUUUACGUUGACGACAUGCUCGUCAAGUCGGUACACGCCUCUGAUCAUAUAACGCAUCUUCAAGACAUGUUCACCAUCCUCCGAUCUUAUUCCAUGGUGCUGAAUCCGAAGAAAUGCACUUUUGGAGUUGAAUCCGGAAAGUUUCUGGGCUAUAUGGUUAGCCAGCGCGGGAUUGAAGCCAAUCCGGCCAAAAUAAAGGCCAUUCAGGAUCUAACUCCCCCAACCUCGGUCAAGGGUGUUCAGGCCCUAACUGGCCGACUUGCUGCACUCAACCGGUUCAUCUCCAAGUCUACAGAUCGUUGUAAGCCGUUUUUCGAAGCAAUCAAGAAAGGGAAACGUUUUGAGUGGACCGAAGAAUGCCAAAAAGCUCUUGAAAGUAUUAAGGAGACGUUAGUCUCUCCCCCAACCUUGCAAAAGCCGAAACCCGAGGAAAUGUUGUUCUUAUACCUCGGAGUCAGUGAAUCUGCCAUUAGCGCUGUUUUGAUACGCGAAGAGGGAUUGAUGCAAUCACCCAUCUAUUAUGUCAGCAAAGCCUUGCACGACGCCGAACUACGUUAUCCCCCGAUGGAAAAGUUAACGUUUGCGCUUGUGAUGGCAGCCCGGAAAUUACGGCCAUACUUCCAAGAGCAUUCUGUAACUGUCCGCACUUCGUAUCCACUUCGGCAAAUCUUGCACCGACCUGACACCUCGGGACGCAUGGUUAAAUGGGAUAUUGAGCUCGGACAAUUCGACAUCCAUUAUCAACCGAGGACCGCAAUCAAGGCUCAAGCCUUAUCUGACUUUAUCGCUGAGUUUACCCCGGCCAUCACAGUUCAUCAUAAUAAUCAACCAUGGGUCCUCUAUAUUGAUGGCUCCUCAACAGCUAACCGAGCAGGUGCAGGGAUUGUCUUAGCCGAUCCAGAAAAUCGGCUAUUCU
Molecule: messenger RNA, 1920 nt
Organism: Striga hermonthica
Lineage: Eukaryota; Viridiplantae; Streptophyta; Magnoliopsida; Lamiales; Orobanchaceae
Source: the annotation of a GenBank genome assembly